Molecule: messenger RNA, 1278 nt
Organism: Sparassis crispa
Lineage: Eukaryota; Fungi; Basidiomycota; Agaricomycetes; Polyporales; Sparassidaceae
Product: Deshydrogenase mokE
Exons: 7
Coding region: 1-1278 (425 amino acids)
Molecular function (GO): oxidoreductase activity, acting on NAD(P)H
Source: RefSeq, a predicted model, not a curated record
AUGGAGCACAUCUUCUCUGCCUCCGCAGAUAUAGAACUGCCUUCUUCUCGGCGAAGCUGCUGGCCUGCGAUUCUUCGCUAUAACCCGUUCUUACCCCCCCAAAUGUACAACGUCAGUCCAGACACCCCGGCUAAUCCUGUCGAUGUUUGCUAUAUCUCCACGGAGAAAUUGCCCUGGAAGGCGCUGAAUUGUUCCUCCACUUUGCAGUUCGGAAAGAUGAGCCUACCCCUGCGUAUGCCGAAAGCCCUUCUUCUCCAGUCCAAGCAAGGCUCCCUCGCGGUUGGUACAAUUGACGUACCGAAAGCCGGCCCCGGCGAGCUGCUCGUCAAGACAGAGUCGACUGCAUUGAAUCCUGCCGACUGGAAGGUCCAGAGCUAUGGCAUUUUCGUCACUGACUAUCCUGCAGUCCUGGGAGGAGAUGCAGCUGGUAUCGUAGAGGAAGUUGGAGAGGGCGUGAGUGGGUUUGCCGUCGGUGACCGUGUACUGACUGAAGGCAACAUCGAUAACGCACACGCCACUUUCCAGCAGUACUUCAUCGCUGUCGCCGACAUAACGGCGAAGAUCCCGAACAACAUCUCAUUCGAUCACGCUGCUUCGCUCCCCGCAUGCGUCGUAACCGCUGUGCUGGGCUUGUUCAACCAAGAUGAUCCGGCCAAAAGUGCGGCUUUGACGCCUUUCUGGGAAGAGAGUGGGAAGGGGAAAUAUGUCGGAAAGCCCAUUGUAGUCUUCGGUGGUGCUACUUCCGUGGGUCAAUACGUGAUCCAGGUUGCGAAGCUCGCAGGCUUCUCGCCCAUCAUCGGCACAGCAUCUCUGCAUAAUACCGACCUCUUGAAGUUUUUCGGCGCGACGCACGUCCUAGACCGCAAGCUUUCGGCCUCUGAGCUCGUCGCCGCCGUCGGCAAGAUUACGUCCGCUCCCGUGGAGUUGGUCUACGACACAGUGAGCGAGAGUGACACGCAGAACGCUGCAUACGAUGUGGUCGCCCCAGGUGGUACCCUUGUGAUCGUCCUACAAGAGGCGAUAGACUCUGCGAAGAAGGUCGCAGAGAAGAAGGUCGUGCAUGUGUAUGGAAGCGGACAUGCUGCCCAGAACCGCAAGACAGCGGCCAGCUUCUUCAGUAGGUUCACGGCUCUGCUGGAACAGGGUGCAAUUAAGCCGAACCGCGUUGAAGUUUUGCCCAACGGAUUGGCAGGUAUAGUCGACGGGUUGGAGAGGCUCAAGAAUAACCAGGUUAGCGGCCUGAAGCUUGUCGCGCACCCUCAGGAGGGAACCGCAUAG